CACCAAAUUAGACCUUCUCUUUAAAGUACCAUAUUUGGAUCUGAUAAAUAGAUAGUAAUUUCUUCUAAUGAAUAAAGAUUAGACAGAUGAUUGUGUUAAAAUCGAUGAGGUGCGCAUAUCUUGUAAAUAUCGAGUGAUCUGUGAAAACUGAGACGACUCGAGUGAGAUCGGAGUGCGAAUCGAAUAAAACGUGUCGAAUGGAGUGACGCCAGGAUUUCUCGCAGAUCAUCGUCAUCGUGUCUCAUCGAUGUAGCGCGAUGUCGGCUUGGUGGCCUGUCGUGGCGGCGACGCUGUGCUUCUGGAUAUCCGCUGAAAGCCAAUUGAGCGAUAAUACACCGCCUAUAAUAGGGUUGGAUUAUCGAAAUUGGAAACUUUCGGAGACCGAACCAGUAGGAAAUAUCAUAACCAGAGUUCACGCCAAGGACAACGAGCAGGAUAACUUAAUUUAUGGUCUAGAACGACUGGAAGAUUAUAACGGGGAUAACAAGCCUCAGUCACCAUUACCCUUCUUCAUUAACAAUACAACCGGCAUAAUUUUUCUCAAUGAAACUCUCAAAGGAAGAGCAGGCCAAGAUCUAUCAUUCUAUGUGACUGUUUUCGAUGGUCAUGUUAAAGUGAAACUUGGGGUUUACGUUAACAUCGAACAUGAAUCGACAACGAAUCGGGCAAGGAUAAGGGUACCAUAUUUAAAUCAACCUAAUUCCGGUAGCGGAAUACGACCGCCGUUCCUACCAAAUCUGUCAUCCUUCCCCUCGCCGCCUUUACCCCCGCCGAAACAAUAUCAUCCUGAAAUUACAAAACUUGAGUUGGAGAGAAUAAAACCUAAGGAGAAUGACAGUAACGUCAACAGCAAUACCAUUAGUACUGUUAGUACUGUCAGUACAGAAGAAAGCGUCCGGAUAAACGAAGUAGAAACUCCUGCAUUAAGCUCGAAGGUUGCACCUUCCGCUGCGCCGCCUUCACAAGAUAUGGCGAUGACGUUGGUACCCAUAACAGCUGGAUGCGCCCUUGUUGUAGGUCUUGGUCUAGGUGCCUGGUCCCUGAGAAAUAAAUUUUGCAGUAAUCGCAAAUCCAAGAAGGGACAAGCGUCAGUCAGCGUUUCUAAUUUAUCAGACGAGCCUUCUCUCGUCCUGAAGAGAUGGCGAGGUCCAAAGACUCGUAACAAUCGUUACCAACCAUGGGAGAAGGAAUUCCAAGCAGGCAUUCAGAGUAAACAAGAAGAUAAAUGGGAAUUUCCCAGACAUAGAUUAAAGGUCUUCAACAUCCUUGGGGAGGGUUGUUUUGGCCAGGUAUGGAAAUGCGAAGCCCUAGGUAUCGAUGGCAAAUCUGGCCCCACAAUUGUAGCGGUGAAGACUCUGAAAGAGAAUGCCGCCGAGAGAGAACGACUGGAUCUUGCACAAGAGCUACGUGUCAUGAAGAAUUUAGAUCCUCAUCCCAAUGUUGUACGGCUUCUAGGAUGCUGCACUGAACGGGAACCCAUGUUCGUCAUUCUGGAGUAUGUCAGUGGCGGCAAGCUGCAGAGUUUCCUCAGAGCCUCCAGAGAAGAGAGAAAUCAUGGAGGUGCAGGAUUAACUUCAAGGGAUCUUACUGGAUUUGUGUAUCAAAUCGCCAAAGGUAUGGAAUAUCUGGCAUCAAAGGGUAUCAUCCAUAGAGAUUUAGCCGCCAGGAAUAUUCUGAUCGACGAAAAUCGCGCGUGCAAAGUAGCGGACUUUGGUUUUGCCAGAGACGUAGCGGCUAAUCAGAUUUAUGAGAGAAAAUCGGAAGGUAGAUUACCGAUUAGGUGGAUGGCACCUGAAAGUUUAUAUGAUAACAUAUUCUCCGUUAAAUCGGAUAUCUGGAGCUUCGGCGUCCUCAUCUGGGAGAUUGUAACAUUAGGAUCAACACCAUAUCCUGGACUCGCUGCCGCAGAGGUAAUGCGAAAGAUCAAAGAGGGCUACAGAUUAGACAGACCUGAGCACUGUAAAAGGGAGCUCUAUAAUAUUAUGUAUUAUUGCUGGGACAAGGAUUCGGCAUGCAGACCAUCUUUUGCCGAGCUCGUUAACCUGACCGAAAGCUUGCUGCUUGAUGAGACAGACUAUAUUGAGCUCGACAGAUUUCCGGAUCACUCAUAUUAUAAUGUGCUCAAUCUUAGCGGAGAGAAACUAUAAAUCUCGCGUGAUAAUCGUUAAUGUUAUGUCACCCGAUUUUCACAUAGAUAUGCUGCCACAUAUUUUCACAAAUGGAUUUAACACAUUAGAAUUUAAUUGGAUAUAUUUUCGUCAUAUAAGGAAUUAUAUGGAAAAAUCUGACAGACUAAAUUAUAGAGCUGACAAUUUUUUUAAUCUUAGCCGAAGAGAAUCAUCAAUUAUACGACUCAUCGGAAAUAAUAUUGCAUUUUGCAGUAAUGUGUGUUUGAUGAUUUCGCUUGAGAACUUUGAUUUGAGCUUUAAUUUUUCUGUUCUUUACAGUAAGACUGUUCGAUUAUUCUGUUAAAUACUCAGAUAUACGUGCGUGUUAAAUACUCAUAUGUACACAUACGAAAAAUAUAUGAUUUAUAAUAAUUAAGAAUGAAAAAUGUAAUUAAAUUUAAACACGACGUCCUCUCCACGCUUACAAAUCGAAGAAAAGUAUUCCUAAUACUUUAAUCGCUAUUCAUGUCUAGACAUGAAUCUGUAUAUAUGUACUGAUUGUGAGUUACAUAUUGUUGUAAGUUGUUGUACAAUUGUGUGUUGUAAGAAUAAAAAAAUCUAUAUAUGAA
Atta colombica is the source of this 2737-nucleotide messenger RNA. It is a transcript of the gene Cad96Ca, whose product is annotated as tyrosine kinase receptor Cad96Ca. Gene Ontology annotation, molecular function: ATP binding; calcium ion binding; transmembrane receptor protein tyrosine kinase activity. The transcript is spliced from 8 exons. Gene Ontology annotation, cellular component: signaling receptor complex; membrane. Lineage: Eukaryota; Metazoa; Arthropoda; Insecta; Hymenoptera; Formicidae. The record is from RefSeq and is a predicted model, not a curated record. Gene Ontology annotation, biological process: multicellular organism development; protein phosphorylation; homophilic cell-cell adhesion. Bases 258 to 2147 code for a protein of 629 amino acids.